CGCUAACGGACAUAUACUUAUUUAUCAUAAUUCACAUACAAAAAUGGUUACAAAACGUGAUGAGGGAGAUGACAGUUUUACUGCUGGGGAGGGGGAGGUGAAGUGUGUCGUGGUGGGGGACGGAGGGGUGGGGAAAACAAGCAUGGUUCUCAGCUACAGUACCGGAAAAAUAAUGACGGAAUAUCAACCCACCUGUUUUGACAGUUAUACAGUGCCAGUGCCAAAGGACGAGGGGGACGUACUUGUCAUGGUAAUGGACCCCGCGGGACAGGAUACAUAUGACCGACUGAGGACGUUGUCGUACUUUGACACAGAUAUAUUCCUCGUCUGCUUUGCUGUGGAUGACAAAGACUCUCUGGACAAUGUCCGCACCAAAUGGGUGCCUGAGAUACGGGAAUACCGCCCAAAUACGCCCUUCAUCCUCGUUGGCACGCAGACCGAUUUGCGCGGAUCGGUCAUAGAUAUCACAGAUUCCUGCGUGACUACGCAACAAGGCCGCAAGAUGGCCAGGCGCCUAGGCGCGAUCAAGUACAUGGAAUGUAGCUCUUUGGACGGGGUCGGCUUAGAGGAGAUUUUCCGAAUGACAAUUCGAGCAACUACAGAUCGUAAAAAGAAAAGGAAAUGGAACAGUUUCAAGAGUCUAUUCCGCAGGAAAAGCAUCCUUGUUUGAUGGUCGCAAAAUGUCUGACAACGCUAAGUGGUCUCAACUGUGACUGUUACCCCAAAACACAGAGGAUGAAGUUACGCCCCAGUAUCCGAAUGCUGGAACUAAAUCUCUUUCGGAUGUGUUAAAUGCAGUCAAAUCGAUUCGGGCCAAACAGUUGACAGGAGCCAACAUAUACGGGGCUCGCGGUGGGUAAUCCACUAAAUGUUAACCAGAAUCUAGCACUAAACAACGUGUGCCCAAGUGUUAAAAUAUUGGCGGACUUCUCAUAAACGCCAAUUGAAAUGUUAUUGGUCUGAACACUUUGAACCGAGAGCGAUGCAGAAUGUCGCAGUCUGUUUGUCUGCCGUUACAUGUAAGAUCUUCCUGAGCUACAGUCUUCAGAAUUACACAGAUUUCAAGAUAACUACACGGAAACACUUUCACCAUCGUCACCAAGACCGGAAAUCCGAUACAUCACCAAGUGGUCUGCCUACUUCACCAGGCGACGGUUAACGACACGCUCUCAGUAACGCGACCUGUGAUUGGUCAGUUAUAAUCCAAACAACUGGUCAAUUGUGCAGUACACGUAUGAUGUGGUGGACAAUGUGCGUCAUGGUCAUAAUUGUCAAUGUAAAAGAAUUUUAUCUGUGAUUUUGCUAUUCUUUCUUUAUUUUGUCGUAUAUUUAUUGUUAUUUAUUAAAUUUGUUGAUUGUU
Mizuhopecten yessoensis (Yesso scallop) is the source of this 1360-nucleotide messenger RNA. Its product is annotated as cell division control protein 42 homolog. The transcript has 3 exons. Bases 44 to 670 code for a protein of 208 amino acids. Gene Ontology annotation, molecular function: GTPase activity; GTP binding. Gene Ontology annotation, biological process: small GTPase-mediated signal transduction. NCBI's taxonomy places the organism in Eukaryota, Metazoa, Mollusca, Bivalvia, Pectinida, Pectinidae. The record is from RefSeq and is a predicted model, not a curated record.